UUCCAACUUUCAACUCAUUAUUCUUUUCACCAAAAUCUCCAUACUCGCUUUCGAUUUCGCUCACUAUGGCCAUGACCAUUCGGAAUGUGGCACUUCUUGGUGCUACUGGUGCUUUAGGGGCACACAUUCGUGGUGCACUAACCCAGGCAGGCUUCGUGGUAACUGCCAUUCAACGCAAGGGUUCUACCAACCCCGUUCCCUCAGGGGUCAAGAGCAUUAAAGUCGAACUAUCCAACAAAGAUGAUUUGACGUCUGCUUUCAAAGGGCAGGAUGCCGUAGUCAGCGCUGUCCCAAAUCCUACUCUCGCAACAGAGAGUAUUAUGAUUGAUGCUGCCAUCGCGGCCGCUGUGAAACGGAUUAUUCCAUCGGAGUAUAGCACCAACUUCGAGACCCCGCUAUCACGACAGCUACCAAUAGUUAAAGAUAAGGCCCAAAUCCGCGAGUACUUGCAAUCUGCUAUUGCGAAUAACGGCACCUCCACAACCUGGUCCUCUGUGAAUAAUGGCCCAUUCUUCGAGAUGUGCUUAAAGCUAGGCGCAUUGGGUCCCAACAUCAAAGAGAAAAAGGCCAUCUUUCAUAAUGGUGGUGACCACUUGAUCGGAACCUCAACACUCCCUGAUAUUGCUGCGGCGGUAGUCAAGCUUCUUGACCCUGCACACCUGGAUGAAACUGCGAAUAAGUCGGUUUAUAUCCAUUCGGCCGCCAUUAGUGAGCGUCUUCUCACAAAGCUAGCAUCUGAGGUUACAGGUAUUGAUUUCGGUGAUGUGGAAAGCGGAAAGAUCCUGGAUCUUGAUAUAGAUCGCAUGGUUGCUGAAGCCGAGGAGAAGCUAGCAAAGGGCGAUAGAUCUGGUUGGUUUAGUUACUACUAUCAGAUGAUGUACGGAAAGGGCUACGGCGGUGAAGACUUCAAAAAGUUGUCUUGGAAUGAACGACUAGGGCUCAGGACUAUGGAUGAGGCAGAUAUAAAGGGACUGAUCCAGAGUAUCGCUCAAGAGCUCGGAGUUCCGGUAGCUUCGAAUACUAACACCUAGCCUGGUACUUAUUAGACACGCAAUAGAUAUGAUAGGUCUACGACUUAGACAUAUACAUGAAUUCAUUUGUGGUAAUUUGUGACCACCAUCAUCUUUCCGUGGUUAUGGAGCACUAUUUCGGAGGAGUUACCGCGAGCAACAUUGCUAGAUGCAAG
Messenger RNA from Daldinia loculata, 1186 nucleotides. RefSeq names its product NAD(P)-binding protein. NCBI's taxonomy places the organism in Eukaryota, Fungi, Ascomycota, Sordariomycetes, Xylariales, Hypoxylaceae. The transcript has 3 exons. The record is from RefSeq and is a predicted model, not a curated record. The coding region runs from base 66 to 1031 and encodes 321 amino acids.